This is a messenger RNA of Oncorhynchus gorbuscha (pink salmon), 2238 nucleotides long. RefSeq names its product proline-rich extensin-like protein EPR1. The record is from RefSeq and is a predicted model, not a curated record. The transcript is spliced from 3 exons. Lineage: Eukaryota; Metazoa; Chordata; Actinopteri; Salmoniformes; Salmonidae. Bases 1 to 2238 code for a protein of 745 amino acids.
AUGCCUGUAUCCACCAUUCCAGUCAUCCACCCUUCCAGGCAUCCACCCUUCCAGUCAUCCACCCUUCCAGGCAUCCACCCUUCCAGGCAUCCACCCUUCCAGGCAUCCACCCUUCCAGGUGUCCAGGCAUCCACCCGUCCAGGCGUCCAGGCAUCCACCCUUCCAGGCAUCCACCCGUCCAGGCAUCCACCCGUCCAGGUGUCCAGGCUUCCACCCAUCCAGGCAUCCAGGCUUCCACCUGUCCAGGCCUCCAGGCUUCCACCCAUCCAGGCUUCCACGCAUCUAGGCUUCCACCAUCCAGGGGUCCAGUCUACCACCUGUCCAUGCUUCCACCCAUCCAGGCGUCCAGGCUUCCACCUGUCCAGGCUUCCACCCGUCCAGGCUUCCACACGUCCAGGCGUCCACUCAUCCAGGCGUCCAGGCUUCCACCCGUCCAUUUAUCCACCCGUCCAGGCUUCCACCCGUCCAGGCGUCCACCUGUCCAGUCUUCCACCUGUCCAGGCUUCCACCCAUCCAGGUGUCCAGGCUUCCACCUGUCCAGGCUUCCACCCAUCCAGGCUUUCACCCGUCCAGGUGUCCAGGCUUCCACCCGUUCAGGCUUCUACCCGUCCAGGUGUCCAGGCGUCCAGGCUUCAACCCGUCCAUUCUUCCACCCAUCCAGGCGUCCACCCGUACAGGCUUCCACCCGUCCACCCGUCCAGGCGUCCACCCAUCCAGGCAUCCAACCUUCCAGGCAUCCACCCGCCCAGUCGUCCAGGUAUCCACCCAUCCAGCAUCCACCCCGUCCAGGCGUCCAGGCUUGCACCCGUCAGCGCGUCCACCCAUCCAGGCUUCCACCCUUCCAGGCUUCCACCCGUCCAGGCGUCCAGGCUUCCACCUGUCCAGGCGUCCACCCGUCCAGACAUCCACCCAUCCAGGCGUCCAGACUUCCACCCGUCCAUGCUUCCACCCGUCCAGGCCUCCAGGCUUCCACCCAUCCAGGCAUCCAGGCUUCCACCCAUCCAGGCGUCCACGUGUUCUGGCAUCCAGGCGUCCAGGCUUCCACCCUUCCAGGCGUCCAGGCUUCCACCCGUCUAUGCUUCCACCCGUCCAGGCGUCCAGGCUUCCAGCAGUCCAGGCGUCCAGGCUUCCACCCGUCCAGGCGUCCCCCCGUCCAGGCGUCCAGGCUUCCACCCAUCCAGGCAUCCAGGCUUCCAACCAUCCAGGCCUCCAGGCUUUCACCUGUCCAGGCCUCCAGGCUUCCACCCGUCCAGGCGUCCAGGCUUCCACCCGUCCAUGCUUCCACCCGUCCAGGCCUCCAGGCUUCCACCCAUCCAGGCAUCCAGGCUUCCACCCAUCCAGGCGUCCAUGUGUUCUGGCAUCCAGGCGUCCCGGCUUCCACCCUUCCAGGCUUCCAUGUGUUCAGGCGUCCACCCGUCCACUUGUUCUGGCAUCCAGGCGUCCCGGCGUCCACCCGUCCAGGCUUCCAGGCUUCCACCAAUCCAGGCAUACAGGCUUCCACCCAUUCAGGUGUCCACGUGUUCUGGCAUCCAGGCUUCCACCCAUCCAGGCGUCCAUGUGCUCUGGCAUCCAGGCGUCCCGGCGUCCACCCAUCCGGGCGUCCACGUGUUCUGGCAACCAGGCGUCCCGGCGUCCACCCUUCCAGGCGUCCAUGUGUUCAGGCGUCCACCCGUCCACGUGUUCAGUCAUCCAGGCUUCCAUGCGUCCAGACGUUUAGGCGUCCCGGCGUCUAGGCGUCCACCCGUCCAUGCGUCCAUCCAUCCAGGCGUCCAGGUUUCCUUAACUCCACCCCCCAGCUCCAUCCUCUUCCCCAGCUCCAUCCUCUGCCACAGCUCCAUCCUUAUCCCCAGCUCCAUCCUAAGCCCUAGCUCCAUCCUCUUCCCCAGCUCCAUCCUCUGCCACAGCUCCAUCCUCUCCCCAGCUCCACCUCUGCCCCAGCUCCAUCCUCUUCCCCAGCUCCAUCCCCCCCAGCUCCAUCCUCUUCCCCAGCUCCACCCCCCAGUUCCAUCCUCUUCCCCAGCUCCAUCCUCAUCCCCAUCCAUCCUCUGCCACAGCUCCAUCCUCUGCCACAGCUCCAUCCUUAUCCCCAGCUCCAUCCUAAGCCCCAGCUCCAUCCUCAGCCCCAGCCUCAUCCUCUUCCCCAGCUCCACCCCCCCCCAGUUCCAUCCUCUUCCCCAGCUCCAUCCUCUGCCACAGCUCCAUCCUCUGCCAGCUCCAUCCUCAUCCCAUCCAUCCUAA